Struthio camelus australis is the source of this 1029-nucleotide messenger RNA. NCBI's taxonomy places the organism in Eukaryota, Metazoa, Chordata, Aves, Struthioniformes, Struthionidae. The record is from RefSeq and is a predicted model, not a curated record.
AGCAAAUCGUGGAGAAGGAUGAGGGACCCUACUACACCCACCUGGGCUCGGGGCCAACCGUGGCGUCCAUCCGGGAGCUGAUGGAGGAGCGAAAACGGGUCCAAGCAGCAGUGGCAACUGCAGGAAACGCCGUGGGAAACGCCGCAGGAAACGCUACAGGAAACGGGUCCAAGCAGCAGUGGCAACUGCAGGAAACGCUGCAGGAAAUGCCGCAGGAAACGCUGCAGGAAACAGGUCCGAACGGCAGCACAGACUGCAGGAAACGCCGUGGGAAACGCUGCAGGAAACACCGCGGGAAAUGGGUCCAGGCGGCGGUGGAGACCGCAGGAAACACUGCAGGAAAUGCCACGGGAAACAGGUCCAAGCUGCGGCGGAGACCACAAGAAACGCCGUGGGAAACAGUGGGAAAUGGGUCCAAGCGGCAGCGGAGUCUGCGGGAAACGCUGCAGGAAGCGUUGUGGGAAACAGGUCCAAGCAGCGGCGGAGACCGCGGGAAACGCUGCAGGAAACGCGUCCAAGCGGUGAUGGAGACUGCAGGAAACGCUGCAGGAAACACUGCAGGAAACACUGCAGGAAACACGUCCAAGCAGCGAUGGAGACUGCAGGAAGCACUGCAGGAAACGCUGUGGGAAACGAGUCCAAGCGGAAAAAAGUCGGAUCCAGAUGUUUUGCGCCGGGUCGGCUUCGCCGCUGGCGUCGCUUCCCUUCGCCGGAGUCUCGCCCGCCGGCCGCUCUUGCUGCGCUGCAGCGCCUGGAGACCCUUCAGCUCGCAGACGGAUGGGGAGGCCAGGGUGGCCCGAGUCCUGCGCGAGAAAUUCCCCCGGGCUUCUGCCAUCAGAGUCGUGGAUAUCUCCGGUGGCUGUGGGGCCAUGUAUGAAAUCCAUAUAGAAUCGGAGGACUUCAAGGAGAAGCGAACAGUGCAGCAGCACCAAAUGGUUAACCAGGCACUGAGUGAGGAGAUCAAGAGCAUGCAUGGACUGAGGAUCUUCACCUCCAGCCCCAAGCCUUGAGGCUGGCCUGAGUUGACCU